This is a messenger RNA of Caenorhabditis remanei, 783 nucleotides long. RefSeq lists its product as uncharacterized. Gene Ontology annotation, biological process: cytoplasmic translation. The transcript has 3 exons. The record is from RefSeq and is a predicted model, not a curated record. Lineage: Eukaryota; Metazoa; Nematoda; Chromadorea; Rhabditida; Rhabditidae. The coding region runs from base 1 to 783 and encodes 260 amino acids. Gene Ontology annotation, cellular component: cytosolic large ribosomal subunit; ribosome. Gene Ontology annotation, molecular function: RNA binding; structural constituent of ribosome.
AUGGGACGCCGUAUCCGUAUCCAGCGUAAAGGAGCUGGUGGUAUCUUCAAGAGCCACAACAAGCACCGCAAGGGAGCCUCCAAGCUUCGCCCACUCGACUAUGCCGAGCGUCACGGCUACAUCAAGGGACUCGUGAAGGACAUCAUCCACGACCCAGGAAGAGGAGCUCCACUCGCCGUCGUCGCUUUCCGCGACCCUUACAAGUACAAGACGGUCAAGACCACCGUUGUUGCUGCCGAAGGCAUGCACACCGGACAGUUCAUCCACUGCGGAGUUAAGGCCCAAGUCCAGAUCGGAAACAUCGUUCCAGUCGGAACCCUUCCAGAAGGAACCACCAUCUGCAACGUUGAGAACAAGACUGGUGACCGUGGAGUUAUCGCCCGUGCUUCCGGAAACUACGCCACCGUCAUCGCUCACAACCCAGACACCAAGAAGACCCGUAUUCGUCUCCCAUCUGGAGCCAAGAAGGUCAUCCAAUCCGCCAACAGAGCCAUGAUCGGACUUGUUGCUGGAGGAGGACGUACCGACAAGCCACUUCUCAAGGCCGGAAGAUCGUACCACAAGUACAAAGCAAAGAGAAACAGCUGGCCACGUGUCAGAGGAGUUGCCAUGAAUCCAGUUGAACAUCCACACGGAGGAGGUAACCAUCAACAUAUUGGACAUCCAUCUACCGUCAGAAGAGACGCCAGUGCCGGAAAGAAGGUCGGACUUAUCGCUGCCCGUCGUACCGGAAGAAUUCGUGGAGGAAAGCCAGUCAAGUUCACCAAGGAAGAGACUGUCUAA